Messenger RNA from Penicillium paradoxum, 462 nucleotides. RefSeq lists its product as uncharacterized. Bases 1 to 462 code for a protein of 153 amino acids. The record is from RefSeq and is a predicted model, not a curated record. Lineage: Eukaryota; Fungi; Ascomycota; Eurotiomycetes; Eurotiales; Aspergillaceae. The transcript is spliced from 2 exons.
AUGCAUCGAUACAAAGCUCUUGCUCUUCUUCUCGCUCACUUUACUCUGAGUCGUAUGUUAAACAUCACUUGCAUUGGAUCCAGCCAGCUAACUACGGUCUCCAAAACAGAAGCAGCAGCGUGUCCAGCCGGAGGAUGUGGCACUGCUCCGGCCUGCGUUCUCACCGACACCUGCACAACAGCGACAUUUGUUUCGCCCUCGACAACCACUAUUACAACUUGCGUCCCAACACCCACCUGCAUGGGGCCUCCUGUGAAUUCGGUAACCCAGCCAAGAAAUGCUGCUCGGGGUAUUGCGCUGCCAGCAAAUGUCGAUCAACAGACGAUACAUGGCCGUUUUGCAGCGAGGAUAAUGGGCCCUGCGUUGUCGAUGACCAUUGCUGUUAUGGGAACAUUUGCGUUAACGGGAUCUGUAGUCGACCAUGAUUUGCGGGCCUCUGGUAUACGAAGCGGUCUGUUAUAG